AUAGGUUAAGUAGACACAGUGUUUGUGUCGAAGCUUCACGAGUUAGCGCGUCGAUUGCAACAACAAACCACAAACAUGUCUGCUGCGUUGAGAAAGGAGUACCGAAAGGCGCAGAAGGUUAUGCAUCCAAAUAGCAGGAAAUCUAUUGCUAUUGCAAAAAGGGCAAAAAAAAUAUUAAACAGACAAAAGGCAAAGACGUAUGGUUUCAUUAAACAGACUUUAGUAGCAGAAAGAAUGAUGUGGAUUCGUGAACACAUGGUUCCAGAUGUGUGUCCUUACACUCCAGAGUUAACUGCACGUUUGUUAGAAGUGUACAUAGCGAGGAACGACAAAGAGAUGGAACAGAUUAAUAUCAAGAGAUCUGUCGGUGGCAAAAGAAUCAGACAACAUGCCAGCAGGGAAGAUGUGAUAAGGAUGACCAAGGAGAGAGACCUUGAAGAGUACAAUACAUGUGGACUAGAAAUUCCUGAUAUUCUAGAUGCACAUCAUUGCAUGGUGCUAAAGAAUUGGGAUGGGGAAUUAAACUACCUUCCUUACUUUAAAUUCAGAAGGUUUGGUAAGAAACAUUUAAACCAGGCACUACAGAAAAUGAACAAAGAGUCCAAGGAGCACGUAAACAAGGACGAGCAACCAGAAGUUUCUGAAAAAUCAGAAAGCCCCUCCGAAGAAGUUAGGCCUGAAAACGAUUCAAUAAGUGAAUCAAUUGAUUCAACUGAAGACAAUGUGCCUGCACAAUCUUCCAUGGACUCAGAAUAA
Molecule: messenger RNA, 756 nt
Organism: Habropoda laboriosa
Lineage: Eukaryota; Metazoa; Arthropoda; Insecta; Hymenoptera; Apidae
Product: translation machinery-associated protein 16
Exons: 5
Coding region: 76-756 (226 amino acids)
Cellular component (GO): nucleus
Source: RefSeq, a predicted model, not a curated record